AUUAAAAAAGAGUCAAAAGCCCCAAUCUGUUUCUGUAUCUAAUAUAAUACACACACGAUUCGUGUUUCUCAAAUUACAAAUCCCUAAUCUUUUUCAGACAAAUUUUGAUUCUGCUUACAUAUAAUUUACAUAAACGUUACAAGUUUUGUACCUAUAAUUCACAUCAAAACCCUAAUUUCCCAAUUUUAUUCAAAACCCUAGUUUCACUGACAGCUCAAUUACAAACCCUAAUUUUCAAAAUUGAAAGUUUUUAACAACUGGGUAUUGGAUGUUUUGAACUUAAGAUUAGGUUUCUUCCAUAAAGCUUCUUGCUUGAUUCAAAGUUAUUCAAUGUGUGAGACAGUAUGCAGGUCAUAGUUUGGAGAAAUGCAAAGGUAUCAUGCUACCAACUGCACUAGUGCAGUCAAUAGCAGUGCAGUUGGUGGCUCAUUAGGCCGGGAUACUUCCCGAGCUGAGUCGUCUUCUCUCCCAGCUAAUUAUCCAAUAAAUCGGCGACCUUCUCAGCCUGCACCCUACAAAUUGAGGUGUGAGAAAGAUCCCCUGAAUUCUAGGCUCCCACCGCCUGACUUUCACCCUCCGACUACAAAUUGCCCAGAGGAGACCCUUACAAAGGACUAUGUGCUUGCUGGAUACAGAGAGACAGUUGAGGGGCUUGAGGAGUCCAGAGAGAUAACUUUAUCACAGAUUCAAACUUUCACCAAGCCUGUAAUCUUAAAGUGCAAGGAGGCAAUCAGAAAAUAUCACCGAGCAAUCAAUGAAUCUCGUGCUCAGAAACGCAAGGCUGGUCAAGUAUAUGGAGUCCCUCUUAGUGGUAAUUUAUUGAGUAAGCCCAGUGUUUUUCCAGAACAAAAAGCCAGUGGUGAAGAUUUUAGGAAGAAGUGGAUUGAGGGCUUGUCUCAACAGCAUAAACGUUUACGGUCCCUGGCUGAUCAUGUUCCUCAUGGUUAUAGACGAAAAUCACUGUUUGAAGUCCUUAUCAGAAAUAAUGUACCUCUACUAAGGGCAACUUGGUUUAUUAAAGUAACAUAUCUAAAUCAGGUUCGGCCAGGGACUUCUAGUACAUCUUCUGGCUCAGCUGACAAAACUCGGCUUUCCCGCUCAGAGCAGUGGACAAAAGAUGUUAUUGAGUAUUUACAAUAUCUCCUUGAUGAAUUUGUUUCUAAAAACAAUUCUCAUUCUACCUUGCAUUCUAAAGACCGAUCACCCCAAUUUGCUUAUGCCGGGUCCAUCCAGCACAAGAAUGACUCUGUGCUGACGCCUGAUGGUGAUGAGCCUUCGUUACAUUUCAAAUGGUGGUAUGUGGUGCGAAUCAUACAGUGGCACUAUGCAGAAGGGUUGCUUCUUCCUUCUUCGAUCAUUGAUUGGGUUUUAAAUCAAUUGCAGGAGAAAGAAUCACUUGGGAUAUUGCAAUUGCUUUUGCCUAUCAUAUAUGGUGUUAUUGAAACUAUUGUCUUAUCUCAAAAUUAUGUUCAUACUCUUGCGGCGAUAGCUGUUCGUUUUAUCCAGGAACCAUCUCCAGGUGGUUCUGAUCUUGUGGAUAAUUCUAGGCGGGCAUACACUAUAUCUGCUCUCAUUGAGAUCCUUCGAUAUUUAAUACUUGCUGUUCCGGAUACUUUUGUUGCCUUAAAUUGCUUUCCCUUGCCAUCAUGCGUGGUAUCAAAUGCAGCAAAUGAAGGUAGUAUGAUAACACGGGUUACCAGGGAAGGUGGCACUAAACACGGGCCUUCCUUAUCCAUUGAUGCAGUUGUUUCUUCAAUUCAGAAAUGUGCAAUAAAUCUUGCAAGAGCAGCAAGACCUGGACAUCGGGUUCAUGGUGUGGCCAAAGCAGUUAAUGAGUUAGAUAAAACACUUAUACAUGGAGAUAUCACAACCGCUUACAAGUGCAUGUUUGAGGAUUUAUGUGAUGAAAUAGAUGAUAAAAGGUGGACAUCAGAGGUCUCCUUGUAUUUAAGGUCAUCUCUUAAAUGGAUCGGCACAGCUAGCUCUUCCUUACUUUGUUCCAUAUUUUUUGUUUUUGAGUGGGCAACAUGUGACUUUAGGGAUUUUAGGACUGCCCCCCCUCAUGGUAUUAAAUUCAGUGGCAAAAGAGACUUUUCUCAGGUAUACGUUGCUACUCGACUUUUAGAGAUGAAAAUGAGAAAUAUGCGUAGUUCAAGCAAGUCAAAAGCAAGUAAAAAAGUCAAAGAUCUGUCACAUUUUUUUCAAAGCCCUGGCCCGUUACAUGACAUUGUUGUGUGUUGGCUUGAUCAACACCAAGCUGAAAAUGGCGAAGGUUUUAAGCGUGUUCAGUUACUCAUAAAUGAACUCACUCGAUCAGGAAUUUUUUAUCCCCAAGCCUAUGUGAGGCAGCUUAUUGUUAGUGGAAUCAUGGGUCGGAAUGACUCAGUUGUUGACUUUGAUCGGAGGAGGAGACAUUAUAAACUCCUGAAACAUCUUCCCAGUUCAUAUGUUCAAGGUGCACUUGAAGAAGCACAAAUGGCCGAGACAUCUCUUAUUUCAGAAGCCAUGCAUAUUUACUCAAAUGAACGUCAUCUUUUGCUUCAUGAACUUUUUGGCCUUCCAAAGAAUAUCAACUCUUUGCAUAAGCAGAAAACCAAUCAAAAGUUCGGAAUCGUUCAACGGAAAAUACCGUCAUCUGCAUCUGAUUUGGUAUCGAAUAAAAACAUCAAUAGGGCUACCAAGAUAGAUGAACUUAUGAAUUCAAUUGGGGUGCUGCUUCAUUUCCCAAGUUCCCUUUCUUCCAUGGAGAAUGGUCUUGAUGAGUCACCUGGUAUUAAACGCCCCGCCGGGCCAGUAGUUAUUAGUGAAGGAACACCUGGAUGUGAAGAAUGCAGGAGAGCGAAGAGACAAAAAGUAGAAGAAAAAAAUCCUAAUCUGUCUGAUGAUGAGGAUGUUUGGUGGGUUAGAAAGGGCCUUAAGUCAUUGGAGUCUUUUAGAGCAGAUCCACCGAUCAAACCAGUAAAACAAGCCUCAAGAGGCAGACAAAAAAUGGUCCGUAAGACUUCAAGUCUUGCUCAGUUAGCAGCUGCCAGAAUUGAGGGUAGCCAGGGUGCAUCCACUAGUCAUGUAUGUGAUAGCAGAGUAAGUUGUCCUCACCACCGAAAUAGUAACGAUAAUGAUGUCCUGAAAACAACGGAUUCAAUCAAAAGUGUCAAUUUUGGAGAUAUCUCUUCAAUUGGGAAAGUUUUGAAACAUGUACCGUUAGAUGAGAAGCGGGCUGUUGUAGUGUGGUUGAUGGGCAUUGUGAAGCAGCUUGUUGAUGAGGCUGGAAAAAUCCCCGAGACUCCAGCAAAAGUUGGACCGUACGGUAGAAAUUUCCCGCAUGUUGAUGAUAAAGGUUUGGGAAAAUGGAAGCUUGGUGAAGAUGAAUUAUCCACUAUCUUGUAUUUGAUGGAUGUUUGUGAUGAUUUAGUUUCUGCAGCCCGGUUUCUUAUUUGGCUGUUGCCUAAAGUUCCUAUUAACCCAAUUCCUCCGGUCCAUGGUGGGAGAAAUGUUAUGAUUGUACAGAAGAAUGUUGACAAUCAACUGUUUGUUGUUGGGGAGGCACUGAUCUUAUCAUCUCUUAGAAGGUAUGAAAAUAUACUUGCUGCAGCUGAUCUUAUUCCAGAAACAUUAUCUGCCAUGAUGCAUCGUGCUUCCGCAGUUAUGGCUUCCAAUGGGCGGAUUUCUGGUUCUAUAGUUUUAGUCUUUGCUCGUCAGAUGUUAAAAAAAUAUGGGCAUGUAGUGAGUGUUGUCGAAUGGGUAAAGAACUUCAAAACAACAUCUGAUAAAAGGCUUGUUAUGGAACUUGAAUCUGGAAGAUCAUCAGAUGGAGAAUUUGGUUUCCCACUUGGAAUUCCUGCAGGAGUCCAAGAUUUUGAUGAGUUCUUACUUAAAAAGAUUAGCGGUGUUCGUAUUUCUAGAGUUGGUUUGGGCAUGCGGGAUACUGUUCAAAGACUCAUUGAUGAAGUCAGUCCUACGCCUUAUGGUCAGGAAAAGAAGUCUUUUGCAGGUGGCCAGUUGAAAAGAGCAAGUCUAGAGAAAUCAGAUGAUGCGUUCCCGAUAGCUCAACAGGUUGUAAAAGGGCUAUUGGAUUGCAUGAGACAAACAGGAGGUGCAGCGCAAGAAGGUGACCCGACAUUGGUUGCAUUUGCAGUUUCUGCAAUUGUAAGUAAUGUCGGGCAAGUGAUUGCUAAAAUGAAUGAUAUAUCUCAGAAUUCAUUAAACUUCGCGAGAUACAUCUUACGUAUUCAUCUUACAUGUCUGUCCCUACUAAAAGAUGCACUUGGAGAACGCCAAAGUCGGGUUUUUGAAAUAGCUCUUGCUACCGAAGCUUCGUCUGCCCUAGCCCAACUUUUCUCUCCUCCAAAAGCUGCUCGUGGUCAGUUACAACUAUCUCCCGAAACCCGUGAUUCCAUAUCUAAUGAAAAUCUGAACAUUGCUGGUAAAACUACAUUUUCUAAGCUAGCCAAAACGACUGGUGCAAUUUCUGCGCUUGUUAUUGGGGCUGUUCUUCAGGGUAUUGUUAGUCUUGAAAGGAUGGUAACAGUUUUUAGAUUAAAAGAAGGGCUAAAUGUGAUUCAGUUUGUAAGGAGUACAAGGUCAAACUCAAAUGGAAGUGUACGGUCUAUAGGUGAUUUAAAAAUUGAUAAUCUGGUUGAAGUUUCCAUACAUUGGUUUAGGGUCCUUGUUGGGAAUUGCAGGAGUGUUUCUGAUGGAUUCAUAGUCGAGAUUUUGGGUGAAUCUUCUAUCGUAGCAUUAUCAAGAAUCCAACGAAUGCUUCCUGUUAACCUUGUCUUCCCACCCGCUUUUGCUAUGUUUGGAUUCUUGAUAUGGAAACGGUUCAUUCUCAACGCAAAUGUUAUGGCUCGUGACAACAUUUCACAGCUAUUUCAAUCUUUAACAAGUGCUAUCACAGAUGCCAUAAAGCAUUUACCCUUCCGUGACGUGUGUCUCAGAGAUUGUUCUACAUUAUAUGAUAUAGUGUCUACGGAUACAAGUGACUCUGAGUUUGCUGCCAUGCUGGACUUGAGUGGGCCAGAUAUGCAUUCAAAGAUUACGGCUUUUGUCCCUAUAAGAGCCCGAAUCUUUUUAAAUGCCAUCAUUGAUUGUCAAUUGCCACAUGAAGUUCUUUUCCAUGAUGAUGGGAAUCGGGCAUCUGUGCAUACUGAGUUAAAUGAGAUGAAGCUUCUUGAUAAGCUUGUUCAUAUUCUGGACACCUUGCAGCCUGCAAAGUUUCAUUGGCAAUGGGUUGAGCUCAGAUUGCUAUUGAACGAGCAAGCCUUGAUUGAAAAAGUAGAAGCCCGGGACGCUUCUAUAGUUGAAGCUUUGAAAUCAUUUUCACCAAAUAAUGAAAAUCUUGGGACUUCUGAGAACGAAAAUAACUUCAUUCAAAUGGUCUUGACCCGGCUUCUGGUUAGACCCGAUGCUGCUUCUCUUUUCUCUGAGGUUGUGCACCUUCUGGGAAGGUCGCUAGAGGAUGAAGUUCUGUUGCAAGCAAAAUGGUUCCUUAAAGGCCAUGAUGUUCUCUUUGGUCGAAAAUCAAUUCGGCAACGGUUAAUUAAUAUUGCUGAGAGCAAAGGUUUGUCAACUAAGAUUCAAUUUUCAAAACCAUGGGGUUGGUGUAAUUCCUCUCCAGAUGGGCCUGGGCCCACAAAAAAAGGGAAUAAGAGGAAGUCUGAGAUGAUAUCUCUGGAAGAAGGCGAGGUAGUUGAUGAUGGAAAUGGAACCGACACAAAGAGACAUUCUAGAACAUUUAGCCAAGUUUCAGAUGUUGAAGCGUUUAUAGUCAGUCAACAACACGUGACCGAAAAAGCGUUAGUGGAAUUACUUCUUCCGUGCAUUGAUCAGAGCUCUGAUGACUCACGGGUCACUUUUGCUACUGACCUAAUUAAGCAGAUGAACGAAAUUGAGCAGCAGAUAAGUACAGUUACUCAUGGAGUGACUAAACAGGCAGGAACCGUUGCUUCUGGGAUUGAAGGUCCAGUGGCCAAAGGGAAUACUCGUAAGGGUAUAAGAGGUGGUAGUCCUGGAUUGGCUAGACGUCCUGCAGGCCCCGUUGAAAUGAUGCUGCCUUCACCUUCAGCAUUGCGUGCUUCGAUGUCGCUGCGCUUGCAGCUCCUCCUAAGACUGCUCCCUGUAAUCUGUGCUGAUGGUGAGCCAUCAGCACGUAACAUGAGGUACAUGCUUGCGCCAGUGGUGCUUCGUCUUCUUGGAAGUAGGGUCGUCCAUGAAGAUGCAGAUGCUUCUAACCCUGCUUCUAAAUUUUCCAUCAAGAGAGAGGUGGAAUCGAUGAUAGAUUCUUCUGCUUCUGUUGAUCUUGGUGAAAGUCUCUUUGAUCGUUUAUUAUUGGUGCUGCAUGCUCUGUUAAGUAGCUCCCACCCCUACUGGCUCAGGGCAAAGCUUAUUUCCAAGACUGCGUCUGAGGGUUCCAGAGACUCAUCACCGUAUGAUCGUGAAGUUGCAGAAAAUUUGCAGAAUGAGUUGGAUGGCAUGCAAUUACCGGAUGCAGUCAGAUUGCGGAUUCAGACUGCCAUGCCAUUUGUUUUCCCUUCUAUGAGAUUUUCAAUAUCUUGCCAGCCACCCAGUGUCCCCAAUUUCGCACUUGGUUAUCUUCAGCCGACCAUAUCAAUACCCGGACCAAAUCCUGGAAGUCAUAGAAACAAUCAAGUUUCUUCAUCUCGCAUCAUUUCAAAUGGGCCAGGAAAGGCCACAAAGCCCGUGUCCUCACAACCUGAUUCCAGUAUAGAGAUUGACCCAUGGACCCUUUUGGAGGACGGAGCAGGAUCGGGGCCAUCUUCCAUAAAUGCAGCUGCAAUUGCAGGAAGUGAUAAUGCUAAUCUGAAAGCAUCAAGUUGGCUCAAGGGUGCGGUCAGGGUGAGGAGGAUGGAUCUGACUUACAUCGGUGCCAUAGAUGAUGACAGCUGAUUAUAACUUUUCAAAAGUUAAAUUUAAAGUCAGACCCUGGUUCAGGUAAUCAUUAACUUGUAAUAUUACCAUUUUGGGGUCAGGGUCAGUGUCAGCCUCCUGUUUUAUGUCCUAACCGGCAACAAGCAGUGUUUGAGGCUGAUCAUAUUCUUUUGAGGGCACGGGGUAGUCCGGAAUUUUCUACGAACAACCAGAUGCAUUCCUUUGGCUCAGUCCUGGCUCGAUGACUAACCCCUUGGACCAUAGUGGCUCAGUCCUGGACCGUAUGGUUCGGAGAUUUGUUGUAUAUAUAGGGAUAUCUGAGCAAAAAGUAUGUGAAAAAAAAAAGAAAGAGAGAAUGAUGUUCAGCAGUCGUCUGUUUUGUUGGCCCUUUUUAGGACUAUCGAGCUGGAAUAAUAUACACACCAAGCUCUUUUAACACUUUACUCUCUCUCUCACUCACACACUUUGUGUAUUAUUAUCAUUAUUGUUUGCUCAUAUGGAGUAUGAAGAAGAUAAAUCCUUUUCUCCUCAAGUUAGAAUCGAAUCUAGAGCAAUAAACAAAUAUAGACUUGUCUCAUGUAGUGUAAGUUAGUGUAAGUUGUACCAUGCUUUGCAUUUGACUAUUUUUUGCUCUAGAUUAUUUUGUGUU
Molecule: messenger RNA, 7537 nt
Organism: Erigeron canadensis
Lineage: Eukaryota; Viridiplantae; Streptophyta; Magnoliopsida; Asterales; Asteraceae
Product: mediator of RNA polymerase II transcription subunit 12
Exons: 13
Coding region: 367-6906 (2179 amino acids)
Biological process (GO): regulation of transcription by RNA polymerase II
Cellular component (GO): mediator complex
Molecular function (GO): transcription coregulator activity
Source: RefSeq, a predicted model, not a curated record